This is a messenger RNA of Zymoseptoria tritici IPO323, 690 nucleotides long. RefSeq lists its product as uncharacterized. Bases 1 to 690 code for a protein of 229 amino acids. The transcript is spliced from 3 exons. Gene Ontology annotation, biological process: mitotic sister chromatid segregation. Lineage: Eukaryota; Fungi; Ascomycota; Dothideomycetes; Mycosphaerellales; Mycosphaerellaceae. Gene Ontology annotation, cellular component: kinetochore; MIS12/MIND type complex. The record is from RefSeq and is a predicted model, not a curated record.
AUGGCUAACAUCUUCGAAUCCACCGCCCCCCAACCCGGCCAACGCGCCACCGAAUCCACCCACCGCAAAAUCGAACUCCAAUCGCCUGCCGAUUUGACCUAUCUGAUCGCGAAUGUCUCCGCCGCCGCGAGAGAGAAGUUGAAUAAACAUUUUCCGCCGGAUGCAGUGCAGGGGGAGGAUGAGUUGAGGGGGAAGGUGGAGGAAUUGGUCGAUGAGUACAUUCGGAACACAUUCAACGGCGCGAAGGAUAGUAUUUUCAUCAACGGCAUGGAUCGCGCGGAAUUGGAAGCUGAGUUGGCGAAAGCGCAGGAGGGAGAAGAACUCGAACCCUUCGACACCCGCCUCGCUCAACGCAUCCAGACUCUCUCCACCCAAGUCGAGCACCAAACCCUCGCACUCGCGAACCUCCGGCGCAAAGCACCACAAGACACGGCGGCGAAAUUUACCGCGAGUUAUGAGAAACAGGUGGAGGAGUAUGAAGGGAAGUGGAAGCUGGAGCAGGAGAGGAGACUGCAGGAAGCGAAGGCGGUGACGGUCGAUGUCGGGAGUGUUGAGAGGGUGGAAGAGGUGGCGGGGACGUGGAGGAAGGGGAAUGAGGGCUUGGAGGAGCUGAAGCGAGGAUUGGGAGGGAGUGUGGCCGGGUUGGAGAAGGCGACUAGGGCGGUUGGGGUGGUGGGGGAGAAGAGGUGA